CUAUAAAACCGUAAUAUCUGUUGACCACAACAGCAGUCAUCCUUUGAGGUAACAAAGUUCAACUUACAAAAUCAGUUUGAAAAGUAUUUGGUUAACAAAUACAUACAUACAUACAACGCCAAUAAGUCAACAAAAAUUAGCGAAAUUUACACAAUAUAAAUUGCAAAAUGCCUUGUCCAUGCGGAAGCGGUUGCAAAUGCGGCACUCAGCCAAAGUCCGGUAAUUGUGGUUGUGGUUCGGCCUGUAAAUGCUGCCCUUGUGGAAGCGCUUGCAAAUGUGGUUCGCAGUCCCAAGGCGGCAGCUGUGGUUGCGGAAGUGGCUGCAAAUGCGGACAGUAAAGUGUAUAAAAAAAUGCAAUUUCGCUAGCAUAAACUGUUUUUUGUGUUAUGCUAAAAAUAAAUAAAUAAUUGAACGUAAAAAA
Molecule: messenger RNA, 421 nt
Organism: Ceratitis capitata (Mediterranean fruit fly)
Lineage: Eukaryota; Metazoa; Arthropoda; Insecta; Diptera; Tephritidae
Product: metallothionein-1-like
Exons: 3
Coding region: 168-338 (56 amino acids)
Molecular function (GO): metal ion binding
Source: RefSeq, a predicted model, not a curated record